UGCUAUCGAGUCUUGAUUAUAUUAUUUCUGUUACUUUAUGUAUUCUAAUCACUUAUUGCCGAUCAAUGAUGCUUAACAGCAACGUUACCUCAAGUUUAAAUAUUGCUGCAUCACAUUUACAGUACCAAAAUGAUCAGAAUACUAAGACAAUUCUCUUUAAUAGUAUUGACUCUCGGUUCGACGUAUUCGUCGAUUUGAUGCCGGCGCUCAGUGAAGGAAGCGCCGGGUAUUUUGACUUAGUGAGCGAUGUACCUUUCGCUGUGAAUGGAUCUUUGAUCAACAUCACAAUGCAUGACUCGACGCCUGCGAUAUUCUCCGAAUCUCUAUCUAUAUGCAUUCGUCGGAAGCGCUCACCAAUCGAAAACAAAAGUGAUCAUGAUAAUGAUUCCAAGACCAGAGUUACCACUUGCAAAAGAUAUUCUAGUGUUUCUGGAAUUCGCAUGCAUGGUGAAAGAAUUUACAAUCUAGAUGAUGGUAUUAUCCAAAUUCCUUCCAAUACUCUAUUGACUAUGCUUUUAUUUGGAACAGAUUUCUCUGUAAAUACACAGAUUGCAGUUACUACAGCUAGUGCAGAAAGAGGACAAAGGUGUGAUACUUUACCUAUAAUUAAAAUUAUUAACUUGUCAGAAGACAACGUCUUGUCCGAACGUACAAUAAAAGUGGAGGUAUUAUUUCCCACUUCUCUGGACAAUUCAAAAUAUUAUAUUUGCGUUAGAGAGUCUGGGAACAUUUCGAGACCUUGGAUUCACCAAGGACAUGAUUCCUGGCUUUCUUUCAGAGCUGUGGGUCGUAUUUUACCUGUUGGACUACAGUCUUUCAUUAUAUUCAUUCUCCUCAUCCUUUCAGGCUUAUUCAGUGGUUUGAAUUUGGGAUUAAUGGCUCUCGAAUGCACUGAGCUUCUAGUGCUCGAAAAAUGCGGGACUGAAAAGGAAAAGAAGCAUGCCAGAAAAAUAUAUCCUAUUCGAAAAAAGAGUAACUAUUUAUUAUGUUCACUUUUGUUAGGAAAUGUUCUAGUAAAUAACACAUUAACCAUUCUUUUAGACGAUUUAACAUCUGGAAUGAUUGCGAUUGUUCUAUCAACAUUUGGCAUUGUGGUUUUCGGUGAAAUUAUUCCUCAGGCAAUAUGCUCCCGCCAUGGGCUAGCAGUAGGAGCAAGAACACUUUGGGUGACGAAGUUUUUUAUGCUGAUUACUUUCCCUUUGUCUUAUCCAAUUAGUAAAAUUCUCGAUCUGGUAUUGGGUGAAGAAAUUCGAAAUGUGUAUAACAGAAAAAGACUUAUGGAGUUCAUCCGACUAACUAAAGAUUACAAUGAUUUACAAAAUGAAGAGGUUAAUAUUAUAUCAGGUGCAUUAGAGUUAACUAAAAAGACUGUAUCAGACGUAAUGACGAAAAUUAAUGACGUGUUUAUGGUACCUAUUUCUACGAUAUUGAAUUUUGAGACUGUUUCUGAAAUCAUAAAACGAGGGUAUACAAGAAUACCGGUGUUUGAUGGAGACCAUAAUAAUAUCGUUGCUCUUCUUAAUAUCAAGGACUUGGCUUUUGUUGAUCCAGAUACCAACACCCCAUUGAAGACACUAUGCGAAUUUUAUAAUCAUCCCGUAAAUUUCGUUUUUGAAGAUACAACUUUAGAUGUUAUGCUCAAUGAGUUCAAGAAAGGACGUUCUCACUUAGCCUUUGUUCGACGGGUCAACAGCGAUGAAGAAGUUGAUCCAUUCUAUGAACUUCUGGGAAUAGUGACAUUAGAGGAUGUUAUAGAAGAAAUUAUUCAGUGUGAAAUCAUAGAUGAAACUGACGUGCUUACUGAUAAUAGAAGAAAGCAUGUUCGCAAAGAAUCACAGAUAAGACAAGAUUUUUCAGAUUUUGUGAGACUGGGAGCAGGCGACAAAAGAACUGUUAGCAUAUCCCCUCAGCUUGCGUUGGCCGCGUACCAGUAUUUGUCCACAUCAGUAGAACCUUUUAAAAAGGAAUUCCUUUCUGAAUCUGUGCUUAAGAAACUCAUGGCACAAGAUGUAUAUCUGAAAUCAAAACCUGGAAAAGAAGACUAUGUCCCUUCGUCAAACAUUCUUUAUCAGUCUGGCAAAGCAUCAGAUUACUUCAUUCUUAUCCUGGAAGGGCGUUGUCUUGUCACAGUAGGAAGAGAGAAUUUGACUUUUGAGACUGGCCCUUUCACUUCCUUCGGAUUACCCGCCAUAACAAACAUAUGUGAAUCUGCAUCUCUCAGUAGUCCCAGCAACUCUGAAAUUCCUCCUUUUAAGGGUUUUAUACCAGAUUAUACAGUGGUAGCUGUUGGUGAAACUGUUUACAUGAAAAUCCAUUAUGCGGUCUAUUUAUCAGCUCACAAGGCGACGUUAAUGGAAAGGCAACAGAAACAAGAUACAGAUUCCAAAGAUAGUUCUAAAACGGGAUCAGGGCGUUUAUCUCGCUGUUCUUCAAAUGAUAUAAUGGAAUGUUAAGUGCAAGAAAAGCAGUUCCAGAUCUGUGACAUCAGUUCCACUGCUUUAUAACAUCUGUCUAUUUUAGCUUGUAAGUAACUUGAAAUAUGACAGUGUGAUAUGACUGAUCACUGUCUGUCAUAACUUUUAAACAUUUUAAGUAAGUUAAUGAUAUUUCAGUAUCUGGAUGCUUAUUAGUACCUGAUGUAUAAGUAUUGUUCAAAUACCCAAGUAGCCGAGCUGCUAUGUUUUAUUAAUUUUUAAUAUGUGUAUCGUGUAAAUGUAUACUUAGUGCUUUAUAUGGAAAUACUAAAGUUUCCUUUACAUGUUACACAAAGCAAUAAAAUAUAAUAAAUAUAGAUUUCAUAGAGAUAUAGAUACCGUAGAAAUGUUAUUGAGAUGUUAUUAAUUUAACAUUAAUAAAUACAAAUGAAUAAAUAGAUUAUGAAUAACGAUGAAAAUUAUUUUACUCUUGCAUUUCCUUCGCCAAGACAAAUGUCUUUCUUAUACUCGUACAUAGUCAAAUGAAUGUUAAGUUAUUUUAUUAUGUAAUUGGUCGAGUAUGAGUAGAAUGUAUUUUUUCUUCAAAAUAUUUUUGUGAACCUUUUAAUUAUCGAUUUUUUACAAAAUUUGAAGCAUAGUAUGAAGCUAAUGUGUGCGAUGCGGUUUUAUGUGGAUCAUGUGGCUGUUUUUAUACUUAGGUCAAUAUUGUAAGUUAUUUAAUCAAAAUUAAUUUUUAAUUAAGCAAAUUAAAUUUUAAUUAAUUUAUUUAUUAUCAUAAUUGAAGAAUCUUUCGAAUUUAAAAAACUGUAUAGUGUAUUUGAUAAGUAACCUGUAAGGGUUUAGAUUAUUUAUUUACAGUUGGUAUUAAAUAAUUAGGAAAUAAAAUAUAGAACAAAUAAUUAUCGUAUUACAGUUUCUCGUAGUACAAUAAAAAUUCCAUCUUUAUCUGUAUUUUGUUAAAAAUUAUAAUUUGCAGUGUUCGGAAGCUGAAUAUGAAACUUUAAUUAUCCUUAAAAAUAAAAUUAUUAACACUGGAAAUAUAUUGCUUUUGGAACAUCUGCACGUUUAGAGGCAGCUGAAAGGCAUUUUAAAAAACACCUUUUUUAAUUUUUUAAUGCGAUGAUUGAAAUGUAACGAUUUGUUUUAACGAUACUAAUUCACUGGCAAUUUCAUGAUUGUGUUCAAAUGCAUAAAAUAUUUUUCAUAUUUAGAAACAAAGCAUUUUUUUAAUUUCUAAUAGAUUUUCAUAUUUAACUUGAAAUAAUACAAACUAUUAUUUCAAGGUUUAUUUAUCGAUUGUUCUUUUCCUUUAGAUCGAAUUAGCGACUUUUGA
Stegodyphus dumicola is the source of this 3768-nucleotide messenger RNA. RefSeq names its product unextended protein pseudogene. Lineage: Eukaryota; Metazoa; Arthropoda; Arachnida; Araneae; Eresidae. The record is from RefSeq and is a predicted model, not a curated record.